AUGGGGCUCCUGUGGCCCCUUCUGGGGUGGGCCUGCCUCUGCCUCUCUCUCCUGGGGGGUCCCGCGUUGGCCCUGCCCAAGGGAACCGCGGCGCCGGCGAUGACUCCAGGUGCCUCCUCCCACUCCCUGCAUUACCUUUACACAACAUUGACGGAGUCCAGCCCAGGGCUGCCACAUUUCGUGAUUGUGGGCUACGUGGACGACCAGCUCUUUUAUUACUAUGAUUCUGAAACUCGGAAGACUGUGCCUCGAGUCCCAUGGAUGGAGAAGGUGGGGGAGGCAGAUUCCCAAUACUGGGUCGGGGAAACUCAGGCAGCGCAGAACGCAGAAGCUGUAUUCAGAGCGAAUUUUGCAAUUGCACAACAACGUUACAACCAGAGUGGAGAGUGUCGUUGUUCCUCAUUUUGCUGUUUCCUUCUAGAGCGUCCUGUGGGGAAGGUGAGCCGCAAGGAAGCCAGAGAUGGCCAGGAGACCCUAAUCUGCCAGGCCCACGGCUUCUACCCCAGAGAGAUUGAUGCCACCUGGACAAAAGGGGAGCAGAACAUGGACCACGAGACCUUCCGUAAGAAUAUUGCUCACAACUUUGAUGGGACCUAUCACACCUGGCUCAGCAUCGACAUUGACCCCAAGGAGAGGGACCUCUACCGGUGCCACCUGGAUCAUGCUAGCCUGCCAAAGCCUAUGGUCCUGGCCUACGAAGAGCCUGGCGUCAACAUGGGACUUAUUGUGGGAGUCGUCGUAGGAAUCGUGGUUAUUCUGGUGGUAGCUACUGGGAUCUACUUCAUCCUCAGUAAGUGCACAUGGAUAUUUUUCCUGGGCCUCAUACUCUGGUACUUUCUUCUGGAGAUUUUUACUGUUAGCAUUGAAUUUUUGCUGUUAGGUGAUCUGAGUCCCUCUACAGAGGUAGUGAAGAUUGGGAUAUAAAAGUUUUAAAUAAAU
Messenger RNA from Anolis sagrei ordinatus, 939 nucleotides. The record is from RefSeq and is a predicted model, not a curated record. Lineage: Eukaryota; Metazoa; Chordata; Lepidosauria; Squamata; Anolidae.